AUGGCUCCACCGCAAGAGAAUAUGGCCGCCGUGUGUUACGGUCAGGACGAUCUACGCUUGGUGUCGAUCCCGAUACCCGAACCAGCCUUCAACGAGGUGGUGCUGGAGGUGGACAGCUGUGGCAUUUGCGGUACGGACAUCCACUUCCUGAAGGAAGGCGGUUUCGGUGAUCAAAAGCUUAUUCGUCCGUUGGUGCUCGGUCACGAGUCGGCCGGUGUCGUGCGCAAGGUGGGCAGCUCAGUCACGCACCUGAAGGUGGGCGAUCGGGUCGCGAUCGAACCGGCAGCCGGUUGCCGCACGUGUGAUCUGUGCAAAGUGGGCAAGUACAACAUCUGCCUGAAUGGGAAACACUGUCCGACGAAGAACCAUGACGGCAACUGCUCGAACUUAUUCGCGCACUACGCUGACUGUUGCUUCAAGCUGCCGGACCACAUUACGAUGGAGGAAGGCGCAUUGCUGGAACCGUUAGCCGUCGGAGUGUAUGCCGGACGGCGGGCGGACAUUCGAUUGGGAAGCAAAGUCAUCAUUUUCGGUGCCGGUCCGAUCGGACUGAUUUCACUGAUCGUGGCGAAAGCGAUGGGGGCGACCAGAACGGUGGUGUUGGAUCUGGCAAAGGCCAGCAACCGGUUGGCAGUAGCGAAAAAGCUCGGUGCUACGGAAGUAAUACCGAUUGGUGCAGCCGAUAAGGAGGAGGACAUCGUGAAAAAGAUACAAGGAGUGUUGGGCGGUCCGGCUGACCGUGUGUUGGAGUGUACCGGCUCGCAGCCGGGAAUGCGCAUAUCCAUCAAGGCGACGCGUAAUGCCGGCAUCGUGUGUUUGGUCGGAUUGGGCAAGGAGGAAGUGCAACUACCGAUCGUGGAUGCAAUUUCUCGCGAAAUUCAAAUCAUUACUGUCAUGCGUUACAACCACGACUAUCCGGCCGCAUUGGAAAUCGUAUCCAGUGGGUACGUCGAUGUGAAGCCACUGGUGUCACAUCAUUUUGCCCUGAAGGACGUGAACGAGGCGUUCCGGGUGGCUGCAUCGGGCGAAGGGUUGAAGGUGAUGGUGCAUCUUACUCCACGAGACACCAACAACCCGUCGAAAUUUGUCAACUGA
Anopheles marshallii is the source of this 1095-nucleotide messenger RNA. Its product is annotated as sorbitol dehydrogenase-like. The transcript is spliced from 2 exons. Bases 1 to 1095 code for a protein of 364 amino acids. Gene Ontology annotation, molecular function: zinc ion binding; L-iditol 2-dehydrogenase (NAD+) activity. Lineage: Eukaryota; Metazoa; Arthropoda; Insecta; Diptera; Culicidae. The record is from RefSeq and is a predicted model, not a curated record. Gene Ontology annotation, biological process: D-sorbitol catabolic process.